UAAGAAACCACUAACAAUGGCGUUAUUGUUCUCCCCGCCAAUCUUCAUCCCAAAGAACUCGUCCCCUCUCCUCUCCGCGAACCGAUUCUCUCUCCUCUCCGUCACUCGAGCUAACUCCUCCUCCGACACUGGGAUAACCUCUCCUGCCACCAUCUCCGUGGACGUUAAAGAACCUCAUACAUCAACACCAGUUGUCAAGAAAGAAGAAGUCUCCUCCGCCGUGGAAGGUGAAGAAGAGAUGAAGACGACGGAGACUUUUACCAACUUCGAGGAUGCGAGGUGGGUUAACGGAACAUGGGAUCUUAAACAGUUCGAGAAAGAUGGGAAAACAGACUGGGAUGACGUCAUCGUUUCUGAGGCCAAGAGAAGAAAAUGGCUGGAAGAGAAUCCAGAGAGCACGAGUAACGACGAGCCUGUGGUCUUCGAUACGUCGGUAAUCCCAUGGUGGGCUUGGAUGAAGAGAUACCACUUACCCGAAGCUGAGCUCCUUAACGGUCGUGCUGCGAUGGUAGGGUUCUUCAUGGCUUACUUUGUUGAUAGUCUUACUGGAGUAGGACUUGUCGAUCAAACGGGGAACUUCUUCUGUAAAACGCUCUUGUUCGUGGCUGUGGCUGGAGUUCUCUUCAUCCGCAAGAAUGAGGAUGUUGAUAAGUUGAAGAAGUUGUUUGAUGAGACGAUGUUAUAUGAUAAACAAUGGCAAGCAGCUUGGAAAGAUGGUGAGGAGGACUCAUCAAAGAAGUGAAAAGCGGAAACAGAGAGUCUUGCUUCUUCUCUUUUUUUUGUUAUAUGAUGAUGUAAUUAGGCACAAAGAGAUAAGACUUUAUAAUAUGAAGAGAGUUUAAGGUGUC
Raphanus sativus (radish) is the source of this 848-nucleotide messenger RNA. Its product is annotated as light-harvesting complex-like protein 3 isotype 1, chloroplastic. Bases 17 to 742 code for a protein of 241 amino acids. Lineage: Eukaryota; Viridiplantae; Streptophyta; Magnoliopsida; Brassicales; Brassicaceae. The record is from RefSeq and is a predicted model, not a curated record. The transcript has 3 exons.